Messenger RNA from Drosophila ficusphila, 668 nucleotides. Its product is annotated as 40S ribosomal protein S28-like. Gene Ontology annotation, biological process: translation; maturation of SSU-rRNA; ribosomal small subunit assembly. Gene Ontology annotation, molecular function: structural constituent of ribosome. Lineage: Eukaryota; Metazoa; Arthropoda; Insecta; Diptera; Drosophilidae. The transcript has a single exon. The record is from RefSeq and is a predicted model, not a curated record. Gene Ontology annotation, cellular component: ribosome; cytosolic small ribosomal subunit. Bases 115 to 312 code for a protein of 65 amino acids.
UCAAAGGAGUCGUUCAAGAAUGACACUGAUUAUAAACAAAUAUUGACUUGCUGACCUUAUAAUCAAUUGAAACGCUAAUCACUCAUAAAUUCCCUGCGAAUUUAGUUAUCAAACAUGGAUAAGCCAGUUGUGCAGGCACGCGUAGUCAAAGUUCUUGGUCGCAAUGGCUCCCAGGGUCAGUGUACCCAGGUCAAAGUGGAGUUCCUUGGAGAGCAGAACCGUCAGAUCAUCCGCAAUGUGAAGGGACCCGUUCGCGUGGGCGACAUCCUCACUCUUCUGGAGUCUGAACGCGAAGCCAGGAGGCUGCGCUAAUUGGCGAUCUCCUUGGAAAUCCUUUUUGUCACAAUGUUUUCGGAGCUAAAAAAUUCCAAAUAAUUCUAAGGAGACUGCUGCAUAUUCGUUAAACAAACAAAGGAAAAGACACAUCUAACUUAGAAGAACUACGCCAAAAUAUGUUUUAAAUAAAUCUCAAGAGCUUUGGAGCGAACUUGAAUUACAAUUUUCUAAGGAAACUGCAAGAAAACUCUUUUUUAGUAAAAGGAAUGUUAAAUCUAAACAUAUAUUAUAUAACUUUAGACUAAAGUUAGAAUUUUUCGACCAUUCAAAACCUUUUAAAAAUGUGUCUUUCGGUUAUUUUCGAACCGUUUGGAAAUAAAAACUGUAACUUA